AUGUCCCUGGCCGAGGGCUUCCUCCUGAGUCGGGCAGAGGAUAAGCGGCAGGCAGAGCAGUUCCAAAUGUGGGGACCAUCUGUGAAGAUGGAAGUGAAGUUCCCUGAGAAGAAAGGAUCUCCUUGGGAGGAGGAUCAGAAGGCGCAGGCCCAGGAGCGUUCUCAAGAUGCCCUCUCACGUGAAGGCACGGAUGUGCGAGACACUGCAGUGGAGACAGACGAAGGGCUGGAGAGUUUCUCAAGAGGAUCUCAACAGAUUAUUUCCUUCCUGAGUGAACUGGCUACGACACAGAAGCUUUUUGAAUGUUCAGAGUGCGGAAAGAAAUUCAGUAUGAAUUCCAGUCUACAAAAGCACCGAAGAAGCCACUCAGGGGAGAAACCUUUUGAAUGCUCAGAGUGUGGAAAGAGAUUCAGUAGGAGUGGCAUUCUUCAAGAGCAUCAAAGAACCCACACAGGGGAGAAACCUUUUCAAUGCUCAGAGUGUGGGAAAAGAUUCAGUCAGAGUGGCAAUCUUCAAAAGCACCAAAGAACCCACACAGGGGAGAAACCUUUUGAAUGCUCCGAGUGUGGAAAGAGAUUCAGUAAGAGUGGUGAUCUUCAAAAGCAUCAAAGAACCCACACAGGGGAGAAACCUUUUAAAUGCUCAGAAUGUGGAAAGAGAUUCAUUCAGAGUGGCAGUCUUCAAGAGCAUCAAAGAACCCACACAGGGGAGAAACCUUUUGAAUGCGCAGUUUGUGGAAAAAGAUUCAGUCAGAGUAGCAAUCUUCAAAAGCAUCAAAGAAUCCACACAGGGGAGAAACCUUUUGAAUGCGCAGUUUGUGGAAAAAGAUUCAGUCAGAGUGCCAGUCUUCAGGAGCAUCAAAGAACCUACACAGGGGAGAAACCUUUUGAAUGCGCAGUUUGUGGAAAAAGAUUCAGUCAGAGUGGCAAUCUUCAUCAGCAUCAGAGGACCCACAGAGGGGAAAAACCUUUUGACUGCUCAGACUGUGGGAAGAGAUGCAGUCAGAGUGGAACUCUUCAAUAUCAUCAAAGGACCCACACAGGGGAGAAACCUUUUGAAUGCUCAGAGUGUGGAAAGAGAUUCAGUCGGAGUUCCAGUCUUCAACUGCACCAAAGAACCCACACAGGGGAGAAACCUUUUGAAUGCUCAGACUGUGGAAAGAGAUUCAGUCAGAACUCAAGUCUUCAAAAGCAUCAAAGAACCCACACAGGGGAGAAACCUUUUGAAUGCUCAGACUGUGGAAAGAGAUUCCGUCGGAGUUCCAGUCUUCAACUGCACCAAAGAACCCACACAGGAGAGAAACCUUUUGAAUGCUCAGUGUGUGGAAAGAGAUUCAGUAGCAGUUACAAUCUUCACGGGCAUCAAAGAACCCACACAGGGGAGAAACCUUUUGAAUGCUCAGAGUGUGGAAAGAGAUUCCAUCUGUAUGGCAGUCUUGAAUAUCAUCAAAAAACCCAUACAGGAGAGAAACCUUUUGAAUGCCCAGUGUGUGGAAAGAGAUUCAUUCGGAAUACCACUCUUCAACAGCACCAAAGUACCCACACAGGGGAGAAAACAUUUGAAUGCUCAGAGUGUGGAAAGUUCUGCUACCAGGAGGCUGCUGGGCCCCGAGAGGGUUGCAGCCAGCUCCACGGACAGUUCCCGGCCGUCCCACCCGAGGAAAUGCAGCGCUGGGUCAGAGGAUGCGGACCAGAGACCAGUUCCCAGGCGGUGUCCCUGGCCGAGGGCUUCCUCCUGAGUCGGGCAGAGGACAAGCGGCAGGCAGAGCAGUUUCAGAUUUGGGGACCUUCGGUGAAGAUGGAAGUGAAGUUCUCUGAGGAGGAAGGGUCUCCUUGGGAGGAGGAGCAGAAGGCGCAGGCCCAGGAGCGUUCCCAGGAUUCUCUCUCCCGUGAAGGCACGAAUGUGCGAGAGACUUCAGUGGAGACAGACGAAGGCCUGACAAGUUUCUCAACUGGAUCUCAACAGAAUAUUUUCUUCCCGAGAGAACUGGCUGCAAGAGACGUUGAGGAGUCAGUUGGGGAAUUUCAGGGAUUCUCACUUGAAAAAUCCCAGAAUGAACAGACCAAAGGAAACUUACAGAAUACAGAUGGACCAGAGAGGCAGGAACGAAACUAUUUGGUGAAGAGGUGGGUUCAGUCCAUUCCUCGCCAUGAAGGGGGCUUCCAUGAAAUCCCAGUCUACAACUGUCUUCAGUGGACUCAUUCAGAAGUGAAUCCAUUUAUCGGCUCCAACAGUGGAAUGAUAUUCUCCAAUGGAAGCAUGGGUAAUGUAUGUUUUCCAAACCACAGUAUAAUGGAGGCAUGUAAAUACUGCCACUGUGGAAAGUGCUUCAGAUACAGACCACAGCUUCUUGUACACCAAAAAAUACACGCAGCACAGAAGCUCUUUGAAUGCUCAGAGUGUGGAAAGAGAUUCAGUAGGAGUAGCAGACUUCAACUGCAUCAAAGAACCCACACAGGGGAGAAACCUUUUGAAUGCCCAGAGUGUGGAAAGAGAUUCAUUCGAAAUGCCACUCUUCAACAGCACCAAAGAACCCACACAGGAGAGAAACCUUUUGAAUGCUCUGAGUGUGGAAAGAGAUUCAAUCAGAGUGGCAGUCUUCAACAGCACCAAAGAACCCACACAGGGGAGAAACCUUUUGAAUGCGCAGAGUGUGGAAAGAGAUUCAGUCAGAGUGGCACUCUUCAACAGCAUCAAAGAACCCACACAGGGGAGAAACCAUUUGAAUGCUCAGAGUGUGGAAAGAGAUUUCGUCGAAAUGACAGUCUUCAAGAUCAUCGAAGAAUUCACAGAGAGGAGAAACCUUUUGAAUGCUCAGAGUGUGGAAAGAGAUUCAUUAGGAGUAGCCAACUUCAAGUGCACCGAAGAAUCCACACAGGGGAGAAACCUUUUGAAUGCACAGAGUGUGGAAACAGAUUUAAUCGGAGUUCCACUCUUCAAAAGCAUCAAAGAACCCACAGAAGGGAAAAGCCUUUUGAAUGCUCAGAGUGUGGAAAGAGAUUCAUUAGGAGUAGCCAACUUCAAGUGCACCGAAGAAUCCACACAGGGGAGAAACCUUUUGAAUGCACAGAGUGUGGAAACAGAUUUAAUCGGAGUUCCACUCUUCAAAAGCAUCAAAGAACCCACAGAAGGGAAAAGCCUUUUGAAUGCUCAGAGUGUGGAAAGAGAUUUAGUCGAAGUGACAGUCUUCACAAGCAUCAAAUAAUUCACAGAGGGGAGAAACCUUUUGAAUGCUCAGAAUGUGGAAAGAGAUUCAGUAGGAGUAGCCAACUUCAAGUACACCGAAGAACCCACACAGGGGAGAAACCUUUUGAAUGCUCAGAGUGUGGAAAGAGAUUUAGUCGAAGUGACAGUCUUCACAAGCAUCAAAUAAUUCACAGAGGGGAGAAACCUUUUGAAUGCUCAGAAUGUGGAAAGNNAUUUAGUGAUAGUAGCCAUCUUCGAUGGCACCAAAGAACCCACACAGGGGAUAAACAUUUUGCAUGCUCAGACCCAGGGCCCACUCUGAUGGUGGAUGCAGGGGCGACGAUGGGCAGGGGCAAGAUCCGUCUCCUCGGUCUUUCGCAUUCCUCCUCUUACGUAUAUCCCUUCCUGCAGUUUCAGAUGUGGGGACCGUCUGUGAAGAAGGGAGUGAAGUUCUCUGAGGAGGAAGGACCUCCUUUGGAGCAGGAGCAGAAGGCGCAGGCCCAGGAGUGUUCCCAAGAUGCCCUCUCCCAUGAAGGCACGGAUGUGCGAGAGACUGCAGUGGAGACGGACGAAGGGCUGGAGAGUUUCUCAAGAGGAUCUCAACAGAAUAGUUCCUUCCCGAGUGAACUGGCUGCGAAAGAUGUCGAAGAGUCAUUUGGGGAAUUUCAGAAGUUCCCACUGGAAAAAACCCAGGAACAGAGAACAGAGAUGGACCACAGAGGCAGGAAGGAAGCUUGUCCAGAGUGUGGGAAGAGAUUUAGUCGGAGUGUCAGACUUCAAGAGCAUGAAAGAACCCACACAGGACCUUUUGAAUGCUCAGAGUGUGGGAAGAGAUUUAGUCGGAGUGACAGACUUCAAGAGCAUGAAAGAACCCACACAGGGGAGAAACCUUUUGAAUGCUCAGAGUGUGGAAAGAGAUUCAGUAGUAGUGGUGAACUUCAAAAGCACCGAAGAAAGCACACAGGGGAGAAACCUUUUGAAUGCUCAGAGUGUGGAAAGAGAUCCAGUAGUAGUGGUGAUCUUCAAAAGCACCGAAGAACGCACACAGGGGAGAAACCUUUUGAAUGCUCAGAGUGUGGAAAGAGAUUCAGUCAGAGUGGCCAUCUUCAAGAGCAUCAAACAACCCACACAGGGGAGAAACCUUUUGAAUGCUCAGAGUGUGGAAAGAGAUUCAGUCGGAGUGGCAGUCUAGAAGUGCACCAAAGAACCCACACAGGGGAGAAACCUUUUGAAUGCUCAGAGUGUGGAAAGAGAUUCAGUCUGAGUUGGAAUCUUCAACUGCACCAAAGAAUCCACACAGGGGAGAAACCUUUUCAAUGCUCAGAGUGUGGAAAGAGAUUCAGUCAAAAUGGCAAUCUUCAACUGCACCAAAGAACCCACACAGGGGAGAAACCUUUUGAAUGCUCAGAGUGUGGAAAGAGAUUCAGUCAGAGUGGUGAUCUUCAAAAGCAUCAAAGAACCCACACCGCGGAGAAACCUUUCGUAUGCUCAACGUGUGGAAAGAGAUUCAAUCUGAGUGGCAAUCUUCUAAGGCAUCAAAGAACCCACACAGGGGAGAAACCUUUUGAAUGCUCAGAGUGUGGAAAGAGAUUCAGUCAGAGUGACAGUCUUCAACAGCAUCACAGCAGCCACACAGGAGAGAAACCUUUUGAAUGCUCAGAGUGUGGAAAGAGAUUCAGUCAGAGUGGCAUUCUUCAACAGCAUCAAAGAACCCACACAGGGGAGAAACCUUUUGAAUGCUCGGAGUGUGGAAAGAGAUUCAGUCAGAGUGGCCAUCUUCAAAAGCAUCAAAGAACCCACACAGGGGAGAAACCUUUUGAAUGCUCGGAGUGUGGAAAGAGAUUCAGUCAGAGUGGCCAUCUUCAAGAGCAUCAAAGAACCCACAAAGGGGAGAAACCUUUUGAAUGCUCAGAGUGUGGAAAGAGAUUCCAAGGCACGGGUGUGCGACAGACUGCAGUGGAGACUGACGAAGGGCUGGAGAGUUUCUCAAGAGGAUCUCAACAGAAUAGUUCCUCCCCGAGUGAACUGGCCGCGAGAGAUGUCAAGGAGUCAGUUGCGGAAUUUCAGUGGUUCUCAUUGGAAAAAGCCGAGAAUGAACAUGCUGAAGGAAACUUUGGGAAUAGAGAUGGGCCACAGAAGCAGGAAGGAGGCUGUACGGUGAAGAGGCGGGUGAAGUCUAUCCCUCACCAAGAAGAGGGCUUCCAUGAAAUCCUAGUCCCACAGAAGCUUUUUGAAUGGUCAGGGUGCAGAAAGAAAUUCAGGAUGACUUCCAGUCUACAAAAGCACCAAAGAAGCCACUCAGGCGAGAAACCUUUUGAAUGCUCAGAGUGUGGAAAAAGAUUCAGUACAAGUGGCAUUCUUCAACAGCAUCAAAGAACCCACACAGGGGAGAAACCGUUUGAAUGCUCAGAGUGUGGAAAGAGAUUUAGUCGGAGUAGUAUUCUUCAACAGCAUCAAAGAACUCACAGAGGGGAGAAACCGUUUGAAUGCUCAGAGUGUGGAAAAAAAUUCAGUCAGAGUGGCCAUCUUCAAAGGCACCAAAGAACCCACACGGGGGAGAAACCUUUUGAAUGCUCAGACUGUGGAAAGAGAUGCAGUCAGAGUGAAGGUCUUCAAAAGCAUUACAGCACCCACACAGGGGAGAAACCAUUUGAAUGCUCAGAGUGUGGAAAGAGAUUUAGUCGGAGUGACAGUCUUCAACGGCAUCAGCAUCAAAGAAUCCACACAGGGGAUAAACUUUUUGAAUGCUCAGAGUGUGGAAAGCGAUUCAGUCAGAGUGGUGAUCUUCAACAGCAUCAAAGAACCCACACAGGGGAGAAACCUUUUCAAUGCUCAGAGUGUGGUAAGAGAUUCAUUCGUAGUUCUGGUCUUCAACUGCACCAAAGAACCCACACACAGGAGAAACCUUUUCAAUGCUCAGAGUGCGGAAAGAGAUUUGUUCGUAGUUCUGAUCUUCAACAGCAUCAAAGAACCCACACAGGGGAGAAACCUUUUCAAUGCUCAGAGUGUGGUAAGAGAUUCAUUCGUAGUUCUGGUCUUCAACUGCACCAAAGAACCCACACACAGGAGAAACCUUUUCAAUGCUCAGAGUGCGGAAAGAGAUUUGUUCGUAGUUCUAGUCUUCAAGAGCAUCAAAGAACACACACAGGGGAGAAACCUUUUCAAUGCUCAGAGUGUGGAAAGAGAUUCAGUAGGAGUGGCGCACUUCAAGUGCACCGAAGAAUCCAUACAGGGGAGAAACGUUUUGCAUGCUCAGAGUGUGGAAAGAGAUUCAGUCUGAAUUCCAAUCUUCGAAAGCAUCAAAGAACCCACACAGGGGAGAAACCUUUUCAAUGCUCAGAGUGUGGAAAGAGAUUCAGUCUGAAUUCCAAUCUUCGAAAGCAUCAAAGAACCCACACAGGGGAGAAACCUUUUCAAUGCUCAGAGUGUGGAAAGAGAUUCAGUCUGAAUUCCAAUCUUCGAAAGCAUCAAAGAACCCACACAGGGGAGAAACCUUUUCAAUGCUCAGAGUGUGGAAAGAGAUUCAGUCUGAAUUCCAAUCUUCGAAAGCAUCAAAGAACCCACACAGGGGAGAAACCUUUUCAAUGCUCAGAGUGUGGAAAGAGAUUCAGUCUGAAUUCCAAUCUUCGAAAGCAUCAAAGAACCCACACAGGGGAGAAACCUUUUCAAUGCUCAGAGUGUGGAAAGAGAUUCAGUCUGAAUUCCAAUCUUCGAAAGCAUCAAAGAACCCACACAGGGGAGAAACCUUUUGAAUGCUCAGUGUGUGGAAAGAGAUUCAUUCGAAAUGUCACUCUUCAGCAGCACCAAAGAACCCACACAGGGGAGAAACCUUUUGAAUGCUCAGAGUGUGCAAAGAGAUUCAGUACAAGUGGCAUUCUUCAACAGCAUCAAAGAACCCACACAGGGGAGAAACCUUUUGAAUGCUCAGAGUGUGGAAAGAGAUUCAGUCUGAAUUCCAAUCUUCGAAAGCAUCAAAGAACCCACACAGGGGAGACCCAGGCCCCAGCAGAGUGAAAGAAGGUCA
Molecule: messenger RNA, 7210 nt
Organism: Gekko japonicus
Lineage: Eukaryota; Metazoa; Chordata; Lepidosauria; Squamata; Gekkonidae
Exons: 17
Coding region: 1-7200 (2399 amino acids)
Biological process (GO): negative regulation of transcription by RNA polymerase II; regulation of immune system process; regulation of cytokine production
Source: RefSeq, a predicted model, not a curated record